AUGGCAGCGGCUGGGGGCCUGGAUUGGGACUUUGACAGUGAGGGAUCAAGCCCAAUGCAGGUAGAGCGAGCCCAACACAGCAGUGAGGGAGAUGACCCGGCAUCUGCAGUAGCGAACAUAUUCAUAGCUACAACAGAAAGUAUCCCACGGUACAACAUUGGAGCUUGUCAGAUCUGUCUGCCAGCCGAAAGAGCUCUUAAUCUGGAGCCAGCUACUGCAGUACAGUUAGAAGCUCCUCAGCAACUGUCUGUGACAGUUAAUUCCACCACACGGAAAGUAAACAUCACAUGGCAGAACAAUGCAAGCGAGUAUUUGAGAACCUAUCUGGAGCAUGAACUAGAAUUUUGGAGUAGAGAAACAAAAGAGCAGGAUGUGAAGGUUAAAAAAGUAGUUAAUGAUAUCCGGCAUCUGGCUAUUGAGGAGUCAGAAUUGAAACCCGUCACGAAUUAUAAAGCAAGGGUUCGCAGCAAACCCUCAACAAUGGACAGUCCUUCCAAACAGAGUAGCCUGUUGUUUGUAGUGCUGUUUCCAAUCUCAUUGGCUGUCAUCAUUUCCAUACUUCUGUACUUCAGGAUUCACAUACGCAUUGUGAAUAAGGUAUGGAUUCAUAUUCCAAACCCGGCUAAUUUUUUCCAGCCACUCUACAGUGAACACAAUGGAAACUUCAAGGAAUGGGUCCACAAAGACCAACCAACCAUUCAGAAAAGGCCUGGCAGUAGCUCAGUCCAUGGGAUGAUGAAGAUGAAGAGAUCCCUGGAAGAUGAAGCUGAUGCAGUGAUUGUAACUCCCAAGAUUGAAGCUGUUUCUAACAUUACCUACCUAAAACCUAUUCCAAUACACUACACAUUGCCACUUAAUCCAAACAGCCCCAAACACAACUAUGAUGCAGAUUCCAUGUAUGUUAAAAAGAAAUGUCUCAUUGAUCCAAGGAAUAGGUUUUAUUCCAAGUCAGUGCUAGAUUAUAGCAAUAGCAUUUGUGGUUUGAGUGGAAGCCAAUCCAUUCUACCUGCUGAGGGUCAGCAGGUUGAAAGUUGGUUGCUGUUUGAGGACCUGGCUAAUGCCACCUUGUUGUCCAUGAUGCCCCAAGAUCCAAAUGGUGAAUACAACUACAGCGAUGACUACUGCACCCUCUCUCACUCUGAUACCAGUCAUGGCCUGGUGCCCUCAAAGAUCGGCCUUCGACUCAGUUCCAAUGGAUGCCAGGCAGAGAAGAGAGAAGCACCUAUGAGUUUGGAUGGAAUUGAUAGUAGCAAACUGCCCUCCAUUUGUACAACACCAACAGAGUAGUAACAGCUUCUAUCCUGUGACUCUGCAUUGAAGUCAAUAUACUCACUGUAUAACCAGAUUGGACCCAUGUUAAGUCUGAAAUGCUGAAAAGUGCCUAAUCAAAUGAUGAGGCGUAGUUCCUCAAGCUUGUCAGCACCUCACCUUUUAGGGCACAUUAUACACUUCAGAAUUCAACAUGGGGUUCAACAAUAUCAGUCUGUAAUUUCUGUUUCUUUUCUUGUUCCAUCAUCAUUUACUUUGACUCUGUAACUCUGAUUCUUCUGUCACUCAAUCUUUCCUUCCUUGCACACAACCACAGACCUUCCAUAUGUCCUUGCCACACCCACACCUUGCUCAAAACCUAUUAUAUCUCUAACUUUCCCAGUUCUGGUAAAAGAUCAACAACCAGAAAUGUUGUUUGGGUUUUCUUGUGGAGCCACAGAAACUCUGCAGGCUUUUGAAAAUGGCAGGCAGGACCAAUUCUGGGAUUCCUGCCCCCAUUCACAUCACACCCAAUUUUUACUAGCACAGGAGAAAGGGGUUGGCAGUGAAUCUGUACCAUGUAUUCCUUACCUGGCUGGCUCAUUGUAGAAUUGGGCAUUUCCUAUGCUUCUGACUCAUGGAAUCAGACCAGCUUCUCAAGGGCUUAUGGUUCAGUGCCCUCAGAACCAUACUGAAUCAAAGUCUGCGUAAUUUAAAAGGCCAUACCCAUGCCCUCUUUGCAAACUCAAUGGCCUCGCAUAUUCUCCAUGACAACCAAACGUCAAAAGCAGAAACUUUUAAAUAUUUGACAUCUCUUUAUCUUGUGUAAAUAAAAAAUUAAGCCAGUGACAAAAUAGAUCUAAGUUACAAAAAGCUACCAAUCAAGCAAUGUCUUCCCUUGAGUGCACCUGUUUCAAUAAACAAAUGGAAGUCUGGCCUCUGGACCAAGCCU
Rhincodon typus (whale shark) is the source of this 2200-nucleotide messenger RNA. Its product is annotated as interleukin-9 receptor-like. The coding region runs from base 1 to 1287 and encodes 428 amino acids. The record is from RefSeq and is a predicted model, not a curated record. Gene Ontology annotation, molecular function: protein binding; cytokine receptor activity. The transcript is spliced from 7 exons. Gene Ontology annotation, biological process: cytokine-mediated signaling pathway; immunoglobulin mediated immune response. Gene Ontology annotation, cellular component: external side of plasma membrane. Lineage: Eukaryota; Metazoa; Chordata; Chondrichthyes; Orectolobiformes; Rhincodontidae.